AAGGCAGGCUACAACACCCCAAUCCGGACCGUGCUUUUCCGAUAUUCGUCGGCAGCAGCAGGUACAAGUGUAUGGGUUCCGCAGCCCAACAGCCAGCCAACGGAGAGCCCUGAGUGGGUAGGUGUAUUACACAACCAUAGUUCAACAAUUAAUAGCUUCAGUCGACCCCAGGCCGUCGUCGUGGUUGCGCGGUUUUUUUGUGUGCUGCUUCGUUGCCGAGUAAGAAGAGACAGAGAUACCUGGUGCCGUUGCGGAGGAUUUUCGAUCCCCGACCCCGUCGUCGUCGUCGUUGUCGUUCGUCUUUCUGGUUGUUUUGUUCCCUGGUGUCCCAAACGGUCGUCGUGCCGUGCGCGCUGUGUUGUGCUGUGCCUGUGCGUGAUUCGAUUCCGAUUCGAAUCUUCCUUCGACGGUGUGUCCUGUUCGGGGGUGUCCGCGUGAAAACAAAACAAAGUGUGCUAUAAGAUUAAUCUCCUCCCGGGUAUUCUGACGGUGUGUCUAGAAGUCCCUAACGAGCAGCGGAGAUUCGCAGAACCCGUGCCCGCCGUAUUGCACGGUUGAACCUAGUUAUAAUCCAAGCAACCGUAGCUAUCGUGUCGCCGUGUGAACACACAGUGUGUGCAGAUUGCACCCGAAGAACCAAGCAACGGAAGACAGCAGGCCUACUACGUUCAGCAAGGCCUGCUUCUGUGACGAAGGAUACUUUUUCUCCGGUUUGGGUUUGCGAGGGAGUGACACCAGUGCGGUGAAGCAGUGUGCCGAUCGGGAACCGUACGAUACGGUUGCGCCACUUUAAUCAUGCAAAGUGUUAAUCCAUUAAAGUAAACGAAGAAACCAAGUGUGCUAGGGCUAGGGCUAGGCGUGAAUGCCUACAAAAGGAUCAAACUGGAUUGAAUGAGGUUGAACGACUGCGAGAUAUGGCGAUUGAUCAAUGUGCGUACUGCGGUACUGAAUUAGAAUCAACGCCGUGCAGGCAGAAGGCUGGACUGCCAGCCAAAGCGAUUUGAAGUGACCAAAAAAAAACAAAGUCUCAACGAAGAAUUGAUUAGUGUGACACCAAAUCAUCCAAAACGUAAAAGAAACCUAGUGCACGCCAGUCGUGCACACCUUACAAGUGUUAUCAGUGGUGUUUCCUACAACAAGUGUUAAACAACAGUGAGUGUGAGAUCGAGAGCUGUAGAAGAUGAUGGAUGCAUCGGCAGUGGAGGCCCGCGGUUGGUACGACAACCAGCGGCUAGCGGCGGAGAGUUCGCUCGGGCCGUCGGCAGCUGCAGCGGCGGCUGCGGCGGCCUCGCUCGGUCAGCAGUCCGGUGCCGGUGCCGGCGUCGACGCGUCCGACAUGAACGCAUUCUAUCGGUUCGAGAACGGUGCAGCGGCGGCCGCAGCGCACCGGCGGUACUACCCCACGGGCUACGGAACGCACGCCUCCCGGAUGUCACCGCACAUGACCUCCCAGGUGUGCCGGCCGCACUUUCCCAGCCCGCUGUCCUGGUUCAACGAGUCCACCAAACCGUUCGCGGCCAGCGGCAGCUGGAGCAGUCCCUUCAGCUGCCCGCAGGACCCGCACGAAACCAAGCAGAGCCAGCUGCAGAGCAGCCAAUCGGCUGCCGGUCAGCAUCUGUUCUCGUUCCCGCCAACCCCGCCGAAGGACUCCACGCCGGACUCGGUGCAGACCACCCCGACGGAGUACCAAACCACCCUGAACAGCUUUAUGCACCAGAGCCAGACGUCGUCGUCCAGCGGGCUGAACGCGACCGGUUCCGGUUCGCAGAACAACAACAACAACUCCAGCCUGUCGUCCCAGGCGGACAACUGCGGGAUCGACGUGAAACCCUGCCUCACCGGGGGAUCGCUCAGCGAUCGGACCGGAGUACCGGAGGUGGAACAGAACCAGCCAAAACAUCGGGAAGGUACGAACGGCAAUAGCCAUAACAACAACAACAGCAGUUCCGGGUCCAGUGCCAAUAGUCAUGGGGGAAGUAGCGGAAGCGGAAGUAGUAGUGCGGCCACCAGUGGGGCGUACCACAACGCGGCCAACUCGUUUGGGAUGUUCGACCAGACGCACGGCGGCAGUGGCGGCGGGUACGACCACACCGGGGGCUACGGGUUCCACCAAAGUGGCCACGGGAUCGGUGGCGGCGGUGGCGGUGGUGGCGGAGGCGGGGGCCUUGGUGGUAACGGGGGAUCCUACCAGCAAAGCUCCCGGCCACCACUGAUGAACAGCUCCCACAUGAAGGCGCAACGGGCCAAAGCGAAAUCCAGUGCCGAAGGCCGCGAGUGCGUCAACUGCGGUGCCACCUCAACGCCCCUGUGGCGGCGGGACGCCACCGGACACUACCUGUGCAAUGCCUGCGGGCUCUACUACAAGAUGAACGGCCAGAACCGGCCGUUGAUCAAACCGAAGCGGAAACCAGUUACCUCCCAGCAGAGUGCUGCCCGGCGGGCGGGAACAUCGUGCGCCAACUGCAAAACGACAACCACUUCGCUGUGGAGGAGGAACCAAAGCGGAGAACCAGUUUGCAAUGCCUGUGGAUUGUACUACAAGUUGCAUAAUGUGGAUCGACCCCUAACGAUGAAAAAGGAGGGCAUCCAGACGAGGAAUCGCAAAUUGACGGCCAAAUCGAAGAAGCGGAAAUCGACGCCCGGCUACAGCUUCUCCUUCGGUGAUCUCAUGAACCCUCUGGACCACAACAAGUCCUUCCCGGGGGCGUUCCCAACGUCGAUGGGACAACACGCCCACCUAUCCGGAGGCCUCCAUCCCGCCCAUUCGCACAUGCACAGCGGAUGGUACACCACGGGGCUGGGAUCUCUCGGAUCGUCCAGUAGUCUACAGAACGGAUUCAGCAGUGCGGCCCCACUGGGAACGGGAGCCGUGGCGCAUCCACAGUCCGCGUACCACCUGGGGCUGAAUUCGAUGAGUUGGCGAUCGGAAUACACGUGACUAAUGGGACAGUAAAUCCGAACCGAAAUCGCAACCGUACCAUCACCACCGCUAGUUGAGGAGGUCACAUUUGUGUGACCUCAAACGGACUUCACGCCGUUGUUUAGAAAAGGAAAAAAAUCCUACCAUGGGUUCUCCGACACCUGUUCACACAAACACAUCGACACUCACACACUACUCAUCUUCAUCUGGUCCGAGCGCCCAUCCCAGGCUCGAACACACGCAGCUGUAUAAGUUUGAUAUUAGUACAAUUUUAGGAUUUUUAGCGAAAUCCACAGAACUCGCUCUUGAACGGCGCACGUUCGCCGCAUUUCCGUACACGCCCACUAUUAUCUUCCUCAAAACUUCCGGCCACCACCCUUAACCCAUCCCAAAUGAUGUAAUUACCUAACUGUGCUGAUUUAUCGCCCGUCGCGCUUUGUCGGUGCAUCCUUCCUCGGCUGACAAGCGCAGUCUCCUAGCUAAUCAAUCGCGCUCGAGCCCCUCACCGGUAAUUGAACUUUUUGGCACUGACGAAUGGAUGGCGUUGCUGUGCUGCCGCGAAACCGCGUAUUCACCGUUUUGCUCCAUCCAUCUUGACAGGAAAUAAGUGCGGUGCAGAUCGCAAAUCGCGAUACGCAUAAACCGUCACACUUCCACGGUAGACUGGCACAGUGGUUCUCAAUCUGUUUCUUUCUUUUUAUUUUUUUUUUAAUUUAUUUUUUAUUUUUUUUUAAGGUUUUGUUCCCUUUUGAGAAAGACUUCUAAAGGAACUCACUCACUGGGUUUUUUCCUUCUUCUAAAAUUUAAGUUAAAAAAAUAAUAAUGAUAACUUGUUUUAUUCCGGGUCACUUGUUUUGAGACCACACUCAGAGAAAAGUUCAUCUCAAAUGUUGAAGAAUUCUAAUUUAUGUAAACUUCUCAGCAAUUUGAAAUUGUCUUUCAAAACGAUUCAAAAUUAAUGAAAAAUAGUUGUGACUGAACUGCUUCGAAAAGUGUCGGCAUAUCUUCUUCUUCUUUCUGGCUCGACGAUCCAACUGGAAAGUGGCCUGUUUCUCUUUAACUUAGUGUUCUUUGAGCAUCUCCACAGUUAUUAAUUGAAGGGCUUUCUUUGCCUGCCAUUGCAUGAAUAUGUACAUUGUGAGGCAAAUACAAUGAUAUUAUAGGAAAACCUUACCAGUAUUUGACAACUACACUGAAAAAAGAUUUCAUGCAUUUCUUAUUUGUUUAUCUAGGUAUCAGACCAGAUACCAAACUUUUUAAGUAAAACAAGGGUAAACCACUGUUUCAGCUCAUAGAGCUAAUCACGGCUUAAGUGAAACCUAUCCAACGUCUGAUGGAAAGCCGUUUAUCUGUUCGUUAGCGCCAACCGCGAAAAAGAAUCCCAAUCUGUCAAAACAGGAGCAGAAAUUCGCACUUAUCAGCUCGCUGAGAUCGCUUACAUUACGCGCUUUUGAUGGAAGAGUUAUGACUCCCUCCCGUCUUCGUUCCCACCUUCCCAUUCUCAUCUCCCUUACCCCCACAACAAGGCACACUUCCUGGUCUCAUCAAGCUCAUCAACCACGCCACUUUUAAACCCAUGAAAAAAGAGAAAAAAAAACAAAAAAAAAUAGCGAAGGAAGAGUGUUUGUAACAUAUAGAUAAACCACCAGCAACCCACCGACAGAGGUUUAAAAAAAAAAAUACAAAAGCGACCCGUGGCUCCGCGCCACGGCUCGCUGGGUUCGCUGUCAAAAAGUGCAAAGAUUUAGAUAGUUUAGAUUCAUCCUAGGUUCAUUGUCGCUCGCUCGUGUCGUCGGUCGCGUCAAGCUAGCGAGCGAGCGAAAGAAGUUUUUAUUUUAUUAAAUUUUAUUUUAUUGUCUAAUAUUAUGGAACUGUAUUAAUAUUAUUGCCCAACACAUUACUAUUAUUGUCAUCUGUUGUAGCUCGAAAUUGCAUUAGUUAGCACAAAUUGAGGCAGAGAGGUAGGGACGAAGAAGAUGCAACAGAAGAAGUAGUCAGAGAAUGUUGCAUGAAAAAAAAAACUGAAAAUUGUAUAAAAUAAUUGAAUAGAAAUAAGCACAAACUGAAACGAUUUAUAAUGAACAUACAAAACACAAAAA
Messenger RNA from Aedes albopictus (Asian tiger mosquito), 5019 nucleotides. It is a transcript of the gene grn, whose product is annotated as GATA-binding factor C. Lineage: Eukaryota; Metazoa; Arthropoda; Insecta; Diptera; Culicidae. The transcript has 7 exons. Gene Ontology annotation, molecular function: DNA-binding transcription factor activity, RNA polymerase II-specific; zinc ion binding; RNA polymerase II cis-regulatory region sequence-specific DNA binding. Gene Ontology annotation, biological process: positive regulation of transcription by RNA polymerase II; negative regulation of transcription by RNA polymerase II; cell fate commitment. The record is from RefSeq and is a predicted model, not a curated record. The coding region runs from base 1181 to 2938 and encodes 585 amino acids.